Acanthaster planci (crown-of-thorns starfish) is the source of this 4663-nucleotide messenger RNA. RefSeq names its product exocyst complex component 4 (gene exoc4). Gene Ontology annotation, cellular component: growth cone membrane; exocyst; synapse. Lineage: Eukaryota; Metazoa; Echinodermata; Asteroidea; Valvatida; Acanthasteridae. Gene Ontology annotation, biological process: chemical synaptic transmission; Golgi to plasma membrane transport; exocytosis. The record is from RefSeq and is a predicted model, not a curated record.
GAUACCAAAAUGGCGACCCAAAAAGGUUCCUUGAAAAAUCGCGCAGCUCUGAAUCCAAACAUCUCCAAUUUCAAUGGCCCAUCAGCGGGACAGACCGCGAGUUCAGCGGGAAAACCGGCCAAAGAAGCGGGUGGAAGUGGCACAGGACUGCUCAUGUCAGUCAUCCGAACAUUGUCAGCAAGUGAGGACCUCCACCAGAGAGAAGUUGAGAAGGCCAAACUAGAGAAAGCCUACCGGGAGUGUGACCAGAGGUUGGAUAAACUCAUCUCAGUUAAUUACGACACCCUGACUAAGACCAUCCAAGCCUACAGCGCCAUCUCUGGCCGUAUCAAGUCUGCGCGGGAGCGGGUCAAGAGCCUCAAGUCAGACCUGCUCUCCUGCAAAGACCUGCUGCACUGCCGGCGGGACGAGCUUCGCAAGCUGUGGCUAGACGGGAUGGAGCAGAAGCACGUGCUGACCCUGCUGGAUCAGAUCGAGGAGGUGAGAGGUGUUCCCCAGCAACUGGAUGGCUACCUGAAGAGCAAGCACUAUCUGCAUGCUACCGAGCUCAUCACCAAGACCGUGGCCCAGCUAGAGAGUGACCUCAAGGGUGUGGAGGCCCUCAGUGAACUCAAGAUGGAGAUGUCCACUCGCAAGGAGCAACUACACAAGGUCCUGAUUGAAGAGCUGAGCCAGCACCUUUACGAGAAGUCAGCUGUGACGUUCCAGGUCAACUUCACCCGUGGCGGGUCAUUCCGCGGCUCAGGCCAGGACACCUCGGUUGCUGGCAGUAAGAAGCAGACCCUGCUGGAGCUGGCCACCUUGGCUAAACAGCAGCAGCGGGUAUCCAGGACCCACUCGCAUAGCCUGACGCUGACUGUUCCGGACGGGACAGAGGAAGAGAGCAAGCCAGUCGUGGAGGAUCUGAACGAGGACCCAGAGGCAAAUUCAGAGCACUACAUGGCUGUCUUGGUGGAAUCGUUGUCCCUGCUCAAACGGAUACCAGAGGCGGUUGAGUCCAUCAAGCGAUGUGUGCAAGUGGAACUCUCUAAGAUAGUGCAAAGGACAACGACAGAGGUGGCUGAAAAUGCCAAGCAGCGGGGCGAGAACAUCACCCAGCACAACCAGCCCAAGCUGCUGGUUGAGCUCCUGGAGUUGCUGUUUGAGCGGUUCCACUGCGUUGCCAGUGCACAUGAAUGUGCGCUGGGGUCUCUCCAACGAGCGGCAACAAGUGACAUUCAGCUUUACACGAUGAAUGACAUCUGGUCCAAUAUACAGACAGUUUUGCAAGUGCUUUUGGGUAAUUACCUGGACGUACGGAACAUAACGGCCUCGGUGCAGCAGUCUUCCAGCGCGUUCAGUGAGGCUCUGACCAGUGACUACGGAGUGUAUUUCAGCCGACGUAAAGCGGUGCGGCAGAGGAAAGUUCCCCUGUUCCGCUUUGAGAUGUCCUCCCACGCCAUCAGCCUGACAAACUACAUGCGGGAGCAGAAACAGGAGUACUACGGAUUUGACGGCAUAAUGAAAGUCAAAGAACCUACAAAGGAUGGAACAUUCCAGACGGAGGACGAGAAGGAAGGGGAGGAGGCACCCAUGGUUUGUAAGCCCAGCGUCAAGAACAUCACGCUCAUCUUCAAGCCCGUCAGUAACUUCAUCCGGGACAUCGACAGGGCCAUGAGUCUCCCAAAUGGGCGCCAUUGCACUCUGCACGAGUUCAUCAGCGACUACGUCAAAGAUAUCUUCCUGGGUCACCUCCUGGACGAGAUCGCCACUAACCUGAACACGGCCACCAAAGGGGGCGACGCCCUGAAGUCCCUCGUGGACAACGCCACCCAGAAGUCGUUGGGGGCACCCCGUCCCCUGCUGCACAGCACAGUCAUCAUCGACCACGCUGUCUCGGACCUGCGGCAGCUGAUGAUGGAUCUGCCCACCUACGCCGACCAGUUCCUCAACAUGAUCUGCAACAUACUGCAGGAGUACAAGGACACCUGCAGCGCAAUCUACAGAGGCCUGGUGCAGCCCGAGUCGGAGGACAAGCGCAUCGUCAGCGCCAGCUGGGUCAAGGACGAGGACAUCAACCAGUGCCUACGCCAGCUACCCAACUGGGUCAACCUGCAGGCCCUGAGCAAGCCGGGCAAGGACAGCAAGGACAGUGGCGCGCUGGAGACUAUUGAAGACAUCAGGGAGAGGAACGCCAAGGAAUCAGAACUUCUAGUGACCAACCUGGGCGACAAGAUCUUGCAGAAGCACGAGGUGCUGUGCGACAUCCCCUCACUCAAGCUGCUAGCCAACCUGCACGAAAGCCUGGAAUGGUUCUCCAGUGGUAUACGGUUGUUUGCCGGGUCGUUACCAAGUAGUGGUAUCAACAUGCUCACCACCCCAGGGGGUGUAACACUAGAGGUGCCGGCUGUGGAGAACAGCCUCCUUCACACCCUGAUCUCCCAGGCCAAGGAGUUCAAGGAGCUGGCCGACGUCUGCCUGCUGGUGCUGCAUCUGGAGUUGAGGCUGCAUUGCUUCUACUACCUGCUGCCCGUCGCCAGACAGUCCAGUUUCUACAUCAGCGCCGACAGCGUGGACCCAGACCCCAACGUGCUGAAACUCAACAAGGACCUGACCACGCUCGAGGAAGCACUCAACCCAAGCCUGAUGCCUCACAAGUUCAAGUAUGUCUUUGAAGGCUUGGGUCAUCUCGUCUCCUUCAUCCUGAUCAACAGUGCCCAGUACAUCAAGAGAAUCAACGAAAACGGCAUCAAGAAGAUGUGCCGCAACAUCUUCGUCCUCCAGCAGAACCUGACCAACAUCACCAUGUCGCGGGAGACGGAUUUGGACCAGGCGCGCAACUACUACGAGCUCAUGUACAAAAGCACGGAUGAGAUUCUAAACGGCAUCGUGGAGCAGGGGGCCAGCUUCAAGGAGCUGGAGUACCGCAACAUCGUGCACCUGCAGCAACGUAGCAGCCCCGCCUAUGACCAGAAACACCUGGCCAGGAUGCUCAAGAAACUGGAAGAGAUCAUGAUGGAGGCUGUCUAGGUGUUCCCUUCUCCCGCCCCCAAACCUCCUCUCCCCUCAUCAUUAAAACCUCAGCAUGCCUGCCUUCGACUGGAAACACCUGGCCCAGAUGCUCAAGAAGCUGGAAGAGAUCAUGAUGGAGGCUGUCUAGGUGUUCCCUUCUCCCGCCCCCGAGUUUUUUGUUGAGCCUGAUCUUAUUUUUCAAAAUUUCUCGGAAUGUCUUUCAUACAAAUCCUAGUACUUACCACCUCAAUAAACACCCGUGUCCAUUUCUUUAGUAUUUCUGUACUUUCUGAAAUAGAAUUCGAUCGAGGGGGAAUCGUUUUCAAGAGCAGAGUCUGUGAAAGUGUUGUAUGUGGUAUCUUACCUUUCCUCAACCAACCACACAAGGUUAGUAACAGCAAAUAAGGCCGUUUCACAAUAGUACGCCACCAAGAAUUUGCAAUGUGGUGGCCAUUCACAAUGCGCGAAAUCUGUCGACCCAACGCACGUUAGGAAAGGGUCGACAGAUUUCGUACGUUGUGAUUGGCCAACGCGUCGUAAACUCUUGAGGGUGCACUCUAGUGAAUCGACCGUAUUGAGCAUAUUAAAUAGACACGAGUCCAAAAAAAACCACAGAGUUCAAGUGACCAAAGAUAAUUCACGUUGAGAUUUUGGUUUUGUUUUUCACUUGGUGAUGGAGCCAAGGGAAGUAUGUACAAUAUAGCAUCUUUUGUUCGGAAUUUUAUCUAGAAGUUUGGUAAUCAGUUGCUAUUUUUCAACUGAGAAGCAUUGUAAUUAGAAUGCAUGUGCAAUAUACUCAUGUACAGUGAGGUAGUAAAGAAAAGCUUAUCCAGAAUUUAAGAUGUGAUGUAAAGACGAAUACCAGCUUCAAAAUCAAUUGAUCUGGGCCAAUUCAUGGUGCUGCUAAGAGCACGAGUUUACGCUACAAAGCUUCGGCAUAUUUCACAGAGACUGAAAGCAGUAAACACAGCAGGAGGCACGUGUUCCUCGGAUGAAAAAAUUUCUUCAGGAUGUUAAAUUUGACAUGAACAGAAAGAGGCAGCUUGUAUUAAGGUCAGAAAUAUGAUACCCAUGUUAUCUUUGAGCAAACGUCAUGCGAUACUAAUCGGCCCGUUGCUAUUGUCAGUAUCUCUCGCUGGGCAGUUGAUAUUCCUGCAUGUGUUGCACACGUCUAGUCCUGUAUGUAUGAAUUCUACAACCGUAAAACCACACUCGCGUUCCUUUAUAAUCAGGUUUACUCUGAAGAGAAUGUACUUUUACACAAGAUCAACUGAAAAAUGUGUCAGCAGCUUUUAAGUACCGACGACUACCAGCUAAAUUACUGGCUCAGGAAAAGUUUGAAGGAGCCUUCUGGUUUAUAUUAGGGAGGAAAAAUAAAACCUUUUGCCCGUUUACAGUUUUAAGUGUUUGCUGGCAUUUAGUGUUCCUCUGGUACUUCAGAGAAUUUUUUUUUAAUGUUUUGAAGCUCUGUAUCCCUUAAAGAUCUAUUUUUGUUCGACUUUUUUUAAAAUUUCAUUACAGAAAAAUGCUUGCCCAAUUAAGAUUGAUUUACAUGGUUUUGAUGAUUUUUUUUUGUAAACUGGUUGAUGCCAAAUUCAAAUGCAGCAGGUGAAAAUGCUAAUCCAGCAACCGGAAAAAAUUUAAUAAAAACGUAAGUGUAACUCAUUGUUCA